Eucalyptus grandis is the source of this 2798-nucleotide messenger RNA. RefSeq names its product scarecrow-like protein 14. Lineage: Eukaryota; Viridiplantae; Streptophyta; Magnoliopsida; Myrtales; Myrtaceae. The record is from RefSeq and is a predicted model, not a curated record. Bases 1 to 2181 code for a protein of 726 amino acids. Gene Ontology annotation, biological process: regulation of DNA-templated transcription. The transcript is spliced from 2 exons. Gene Ontology annotation, cellular component: nucleus. Gene Ontology annotation, molecular function: DNA-binding transcription factor activity; sequence-specific DNA binding.
AUGUAUUAUGCAACAUCUGUUCCCAUUAACCUCGAUGCAGACCUGAAUCUUCCAUCAAGAGAUACAAGACCCAAUUUAGAGAUGCUUCGCCAUUCGACAAGCUCCAGUGAAAGUGCGAAUAUAAGAGGGGACUCUCUUUCCCUCUCAGAUCACAGCAACUCAAUGGAUCCUGUUCUCAAAUACGUAAAUCAGAUUCUCAUGGAAGAGAAAAUGGAGCAACAACCAUGGGUGGUUCCCAAUAUCGUGGCUCUACGGCACACAGAAAAGUCCUUGUAUGAUGCACUUGGUAAGAAAUACCCAGAUUCCCCCGAGCAAACCAAAGUGGUUGAUACCAAUCAGGUCAGUAACAGCUCAUGCUGGAAUCCUUGGGGAAGAAGUGAUCGAGGCAGUAACAGCACUGCCAUCACCAGCUCCAACUCUUGCCGUCCUCUGGAUCCUAAUUCACAUGACGACCCGGAAGGAAACAAUUAUGCUUCCAUUCAUGCCAAAAGUCCUGGUAACGUGGUCUUGCAGUCGAACGUGGAUUACAAAUUUCAGUCCUUCGUCAAUUCUGUAGACAGCUUGCCUAAGUAUGGGGAUAACUUUUGUUACUCGGUUCCAAGUGAGGUCUUAAUUAGUCCAAUCUUCAACAACAAUGAGUCUGUUGUGCAAUUUAACAAAGGGUUAGAGGAGGCCAGGAAGUUCAUCCCCAGAGGCUUUCAUAUUACUAUCGGUCAGGAGAAAGAUGGAUUGGCUCCAACCAUCAGAGACAAGGAAGAAAUUGGCAUCAAAGGGAGCCACCAGUCAGAGAAUGGGUCCAGGGGGAGAAAGAAUCAUGAAAGCCAUUAUGCAAGGUCCGAAGAAGGGCCGGCCAACAAGCAGUUGGCUUCGUACAACGAAGACCCUGAGCUUUCAGAUUUGCUUGAAAAGUUGUUGCUCAGCAACAAAAAUGGGGGGCUUCUAUCAUUAGAGUGCAAAUCGGAGAAGUUAAGUGAAAUCAAGGAUCCUCAAGAUCCUAAUGGUACUGGGGAUCAAAGUAAUAAGAACGGAAACGAGAGCACAUUGGAUUUGAGGAGUCUUCUGAUUCUCUGUGCACAACCUGUCUCUACUAAUGACUUCAAGACCGCUUGUGGACUGCUUAGGCAUAUAAGACAAGAUUCAUCCCCCUCCGGUAAUGGUUCCCAGAGGGUAGCCCAUUACUUUGCCGAUGCUCUGGAAGCACGCCUUGCAGGCAGUGCCGGUAGAAGUCAAGCCUUUUACUAUUCAGUUAUCCAGAAGAGAUCAGUAGCUGAUAAGUUGAAAGCAUACCACCUUGAAUAUUCGGCCUGUCCAUUCCCGAAAUUCCAGAUCCUCUUUUCAAACUACAUGAUUUUGAAAUCAGCAGAAACAGCAAAAGUCCUCCAUAUCAUAGACUUUGGUAUUAAUUAUGGUUUCCAAUGGCCAAUCCUUAUCCAAGAGCUCUCAAAGAGAACCGGAGGGGUUCCAAAGCUGCGCAUCACAGGAAUAGAACUUCCACAACCUGGAUUUCGUCCCAGUGAAAAAAUUGAGCAAACAGGUCACCGUUUGGCCAAGUAUUGCAAGCGCUUUAAUGUACCUUUCGAAUUCCAAGCGGUAGCAUCAGUGAGCUGGGAAUGUAUCGAAGUUGCAGAUCUAAAGAUUCAAAGUGACGAGGUGGUUGCCGUGAAUUGUCUUGCUCGAUUUGAGAAUCUCUACGACGAGACAGUUGAGAUAAACUGUCAGCGGGAUAUGGUAUUAAACCUGAUUGGGAGUAUAAAACCUCAAAUCUUUAUCCAUGGUAUAAGAAAUGGAUCCUACAACAUGCCAUUUUUCAUAACAAGAUUCCGUGAGGCUCUUUUUCAACUCUCUGCGAUUUAUGAUGUGUUUGACACUACCGUAGUUCAUGACAAUGUACAGAGGUUUGUUCUGGAGAAAGAUGUCUUCGGACGAGAGGUAAUGAAUAUUGUGGCAUGUGAAGGUAUGGAGAGGGUUGAGAGGCCCGAAACAUAUAAGCAGUGGCAACUUCGCCUUACCAGGGUUGGUUUCCAGCAGCUUCCUCUGGAUCAGGAGUUGAUAAAGAAGGCUAGGGCUAAGUUAAGUGGAAAUUACCACAAGGAUUUCAAGCUUGAAGAAGAAAACAACUGGAUGCUACUUGGUUGGAGGGGCCGAAUAAUUUCCGGUUGCACCUGUUGGUUAUCGGCAUAGGUUAUUCCGAAAGCAUGUUCUCUAUCAUAAUAAGCCAUAACAAGAAAGAUUCUUCCUGAAUUGCCAGGUAAGCAUCAUGCACGAGAGACACUGAGAUCAUAAGAAGAAGCCAACACAGUAGAGUCAAAUCUUUUGAAGGUCAAGUGUAAUUGCCAUAAAUCAUCUCAACAGAGGAUGUUCCAGGACAAGGAUCUCAGCCCAGUGCUGUUUGGGGGCAGAACUACGAUAGAUAAAACUUAUUUAGCAGGAGGAUUUCAGUCAAAGAGUUGGGGUUAUUUCGUGGAAGACGUCUUUAUCAGUCUCUGUUAUACAUGUAGUGCAGUGCCAACUCCAUAAGUUCAUAUCUUGCAGAGGCAUAUAACCUCUGCUUCUUGCUUGUGGUUUGGGUGAAAGAAGUUCGAUGCAAUUUUUGCUUACUUCUCUGAAUAAAUGGAAUCGUUUCUUGGCUCUUCCAUAGCACAGCAUUGGCAUUAGAUUAAACAAUUUCCAUUAUUUUUGCUAGUUUUUUUUUUGUCAGUCAUGUAUCUUCGCUAUGAGUUCAGCUGUUUCAUUUUUUUAGGCUGACUUGAUUGCCUUUAUCUUGAAGUAAAAUGUAAGUCUUUGAUUUACUUUCACAA